This is a messenger RNA of Glarea lozoyensis ATCC 20868, 225 nucleotides long. Its product is annotated as Epsilon subunit of mitochondrial F1F0-ATP synthase. Gene Ontology annotation, molecular function: proton-transporting ATP synthase activity, rotational mechanism. The transcript is spliced from 3 exons. Gene Ontology annotation, biological process: proton motive force-driven mitochondrial ATP synthesis. The record is from RefSeq and is a predicted model, not a curated record. Gene Ontology annotation, cellular component: mitochondrial inner membrane. Lineage: Eukaryota; Fungi; Ascomycota; Leotiomycetes; Helotiales; Helotiaceae. The coding region runs from base 1 to 225 and encodes 74 amino acids.
AUGGCAUUCGCGUGGAAAGCUUCGGGUCUCACCUACAACAAAUACCUCUCGGUCGCCGCACGAGUCGUCCGACGAAGCUUGAAAGAUGACAAGAGAUUGGCAGCCGAGCGAAGAGGGGAGAUGGAAUUGAGAUUCGCCAAAUGGACAAACGGAAAGCAAGGCGACAUGAAGAGCGUUGCGGAUGCGAAUGCUGCAGCUGCGGUCGAGUCAGCGUCUUCAUCGUAA